Phodopus roborovskii (desert hamster) is the source of this 1886-nucleotide messenger RNA. Its product is annotated as cytochrome P450 4F6-like. Gene Ontology annotation, molecular function: monooxygenase activity; oxidoreductase activity, acting on paired donors, with incorporation or reduction of molecular oxygen; heme binding. NCBI's taxonomy places the organism in Eukaryota, Metazoa, Chordata, Mammalia, Rodentia, Cricetidae. The record is from RefSeq and is a predicted model, not a curated record.
GCACCUAGGGUCUGUGCUUCAGGCUGAGCCAUUGUAGAAUGCAAACAGUUCCUGCCUGCAGUCCCUUCCUCUCCUGUUGUUCCUCUUCUCUCAUUGUGUGCUCCUUGCCCUUCCUCCUUCUCUGCCAACAAGUCAUCCCAGCCUAUAUGGUUAUAACUCUAUCUACUAAACCUCAUUUGCCUAUCUCUCUCCUGGGCCUCAGAAUCUCACCCUCUGCCCAUCUGCUGCCCUGCAGGAUGCUACAGCUGAGCCUGUCUUGGCUGGGACUGGGGCCUGUGGCUGCCUCCCCGUGGCAUCUCCUGUUGCUGGGUGGAGCCUCCUGGAUUCUGGCCCGAAUUCUGGCCUGGAUCUAUGUCUUUUAUGACAACUGCUGCCGCCUUCGUUGCUUCCCUCAGCCCCCUAAACCGAACUGGUUUUGGGGUCAUUUGGCCAUGAUGAAGAGCAACGAGGAAGGCAUGCAGUUUGCAGCACAUUUGGGCCACCACUUCCGUGACAUCCACCUCUGUUGGAUUGGACCUGUCUACCCCGUCCUGAGGCUCAUCCACCCGGCGAUCAUUGCUCCCAUUCUCCAGGCCCCAGCUGCUGUUGCACCCAAGGAAAUGACUCUCUAUGGCCUCCUGAAGCCUUGGCUGGGGGAUGGGCUCCUGCUGAGUGCUGGUGACAAGUGGAGCCACCACCGCCGCCUGCUGACACCAGCCUUUCAUUUUGACAUCCUGAAGCCCUAUGUGAAGAUUUUUAACAAGAGUGUGAACAUCAUGCAUGCCAAGUGGCAGCACCUGACCACCAAGGGCAGCGCCCGUCUGGACAUGUUUGAACACAUCAGCCUCAUGACCUUGGACAGUCUGCAGAAAUGCGUCUUCAGCUUCGACAGCAACUGUCAGGAGUCUCCCAGUGAAUACAUUGCUGCCAUUUUGGAGCUCAGCUCUCUCAUAAUGAAACGGCACCGCCAGCUCUUUCUGCAUAUGGACUUCCUGUACUACCUCACUGCUGAUGGGCGGCGCUUCCGCAAGGCCUGUGACCUGGUGCAUAACUUCACAGAUGCUGUCAUCAGGGAGAGACGCCGCACCCUCAAUAGCCAGGGUGUUGAUGAAUUCGUGAAGACUUUAGACUUCAUUGAUGUGCUCUUGAUGGCCAAGGAUGAACAUGGAAAGGAGCUGUCAGAUGAGGAUAUCCGGGCAGAGGCUGACACCUUCAUGUUUGAAGGUCAUGACACCACAGCCAGUGGUCUCUCCUGGAUCCUGUACAACCUGGCGAGGCACCCAGAAUACCAGGAGCGCUGCCGGCAAGAGGUGCAGGAGCUGCUAAGGGGCAGAGAGCCUGAGGAGAUUGAAUGGGACGACCUGGCUCAGCUGCCCUUUCUCACCAUGUGCAUCAAAGAGAGUCUGCGGCUGCAUCCUCCAGUCACAAUGAUCUCCCGCUGCUGCACCCAGGACAUUGUGCUGCCAGAUGGCCGUGUUAUCCCCAAAGGGAAUGUCUGUGUCAUCAGCAUCUUCGGGGUUCACCACAAUCCUUCAGUCUGGCCAGACCCUGAGGUCUACGACCCCUUCAGAUUUGACCCAGAAGCCCCACAGAAGAGGUCACCUCUGGCUUUUAUUCCUUUCUCAGCCGGGCCCAGGAACUGCAUAGGACAGACUUUCGCCAUGACUGAGAUGAAGGUGGCCCUGGCCCUGACACUGCUGCGCUUCCGCCUCCUGCCAGAUGACAAGGAGCCACGCAGGCAGCCAGAGUUGAUCCUGCGUGCGGAGGGCGGGUUAUGGCUGUGGGUGGAACCGCUGAGUCCAAGGGCACAAUGACCCCCACAUCUGGCAUGGGACCACCCACCCACCCGCCUACCUCUUUGGAUUUCCGAACAAGUAAAGCUGUCUCCUGUGCCUGAGCGGCAGUGA